AUGUCGCAAUCAUCAGGCAACACCAUCGACCUAAAUACUCUUCCCGCGCAGCAACUCUCCGCACUGCAACAGCGCCUCUCACAGGAACUCGAGCACCUGAGCACGUCCUACCAACGCCUGCGCGCGGCCCAGUCGCGCUUCAGAGACUGCAUCCGCAGCAUCCAAGACGGCAUACAAGGCAAGAGCGGAGAAACACCCCUCCUCAUCCCGCUCACAACCUCACUAUACGUGCCCGGCACGCUGGCGAACCCGUCCCCCUCGCCGUCUUCCACGGCGAACAGCAAGACCACAAGCGCCGGCGCAACCGCGACCGUCCUCGUCGACGUGGGCACCGGCUUCUACGUCGAGAAGUCCACCGCCGACGCCGUCAAGUUCUAUACCGAGAAAAUCGACGAUUUGAGUCGCAAUCUUGCGGAUAUUGAGAAGGUGGUUGCAGGCAAGAAUGAUAACCUGAAGGUUGUUGAGGAUGUGCUACGCCAGAAAAUGUUGACGGAGGGUCAGGGUGGUGGUGGUGGUUCGAGGGCUGGUCAGUCGGUGCAGGCCAGUGCUGGAUAA
Exophiala bonariae is the source of this 555-nucleotide messenger RNA. RefSeq lists its product as uncharacterized. The transcript is spliced from 3 exons. Gene Ontology annotation, biological process: RNA polymerase I assembly; RNA polymerase II core complex assembly; RNA polymerase III assembly. The coding region runs from base 1 to 555 and encodes 184 amino acids. The record is from RefSeq and is a predicted model, not a curated record. NCBI's taxonomy places the organism in Eukaryota, Fungi, Ascomycota, Eurotiomycetes, Chaetothyriales, Herpotrichiellaceae. Gene Ontology annotation, cellular component: prefoldin complex; cytoplasm.